GAAAGAAAACCCCCAAAAAAUCUAGGGCUUCGAUUUGAAAUAAUUUUUUUUUUUACAAAUGGUGAUUAGUGUCAAUUUUAUAGAAUAAAAUGGUCUCAAUUAUGCUUUCAACUAUAGUAAAUUUAUAGUAUUGAGCUCCAUUUGAAUGGGGACAGCUGAUUGUUCUGUGAUCAAGAGAAGUUCUGGAAGAAAGAAGCUGGUUUCAAUAGCCGUAAUUCCAAAGGGGAAUUGAAUGAAGCAUGCAUGAAACCCUAUGAAGAAGAGACUUGACGACGGCAAGAUGACCGUAGAAAUGUCACUGAGGCUCAAACCUCUCUUACAGUCUAUGGGUCAGUCUAUGCAUAUUUCUGAUACUACUGGUUGCAUAAUUUACUGGAAUCGCAUGGCAGAGCUCCUCUUUGGACACUCUGCAUCAGAAGCACUUGGCCAGAAUGUCUGUGAGUUACUCGUACAUUUCCAAGACGCUGAUGAAGGAAAUGAAAUAGUGGAGAGGAUUAUCGCGGGAGAAGAUUGGACAGCACAGUUCCCAGUAAGGAAUAAAGCAGGGGAAGCUUUUUGUAUCAUUGUGACCAGUACCGCAUUAUAUGAUGACGAUGGUAGUUUGGUAGGGAUUAUUUGUAUAUCAGGUGAUGCAGAUCCCUUUAGAGAUGUUUUCGCUCCAUCUUCUGGAAAAAUUUCUUCUAAAGGUUGUUCAAGCACUAGAUGGCUUAGGAGUUCUAGCUCUACAGUUAAGCCUGGUGUUAAUACUCAGCAACCUCUGCAAGAUAUGGUCGCCUCAAAGAUAUCGAAUUUGGCAUCUAGAGUGUCCAACAAAGUUCCGUUAAAAAUGAAGACUAACGAGAGCACUUUGGGGCCGGAAGUGCAGUCUGGAGAUAGCCAUUAUUUUGAUCACAGGGAGGAUCUAAGUUCGAGUAGAGAUAGCACGCUUAGACGAGGCAUACUCCUAUCUCCCUUUGGUGUUCCUAUCAAAGAUACCCUAGAGAGAAGAUCCCUUGACCAACCUGUUAGAGAUUCUGGUCGUGAUGAUGGUGAUGGGAUGAUUGGGACGUACAAGAAAAUAACCUCUAAGGCAGAGGCUUGGAUUAGCAAAAAGGGGAUAUCAUGGCCAUGGAUGGGAAGUGAGCAGGCUGUGUUGGUAGCACAAACUACCCAUGAUGUCAUUCCACUCGCGAAUCGUGAUGGCGAAAUUGACUUUGAUCGACAGAAUAAUUCUGAUUUUAAUGAAAGGCUGGGGUUCCAGGUUGUUGGCAAUAACCAGUUAGAAUGUGAAGCCCCAGGUUGUUGGCCUCCUUCUGUUGUCAAAUGUACAAGCAAUAAAAGAAGCAGUGGUAUUCGAAAAGGAGACAUGGAAACAUGUUCCUUGGAUUAUGAUAUCUUGUGGGAAGACUUGAAAAUCGGGGAAAAAAUCGGUCAAGGUUCAUGUGGAAGUGUGUAUCGUGGUCUGUGGUGUGGCUCGGAUGUUGCAUUAAAGCUAUUCUCAAAAGAUGGUUACUCAGAUGACUUGCUGCAUUCCUACAGACAAGAGGUUUUACUUAUGAAGAGGUUCCGACAUCCAAAUGUACUACUAUUUAUGGGGGCAGUAGCAUCACCUCAGCAUCUCUGCAUUGUUACAGAGUUCCUGCCAUGCGGGACACAGAAAUUAGAUUGCAGGCGACGUUUUCUCAUGGCUUUGGACAUUGCACGGGGUAUGAAUUAUCUUCAUCUUUGCAACCCACCUAUUGUUCAUCGUGACUUGAAGUCAUCAAAUCUGUUGGUUGAUAAAAACUGGACUGUGAAGGUUGCCGACUUUGGUCUCUCAAAAUUCAAGCAGCAAACAUUCCUGUCAACAUUGACCGGACGAGGAACACCGCAGUGGAUGGCUCCAGAGGUUCUCCGUAAUGAUCGGUCAUAUGAGAAGUCUGACAUUUAUAGUUAUGGAGUAGUAUUGUGGGAAAUUGCCACACAAAAGAUCCCUUGGGAUAACUAUAACUCAAUGCAGGUAAUUGGAGCUGUAGGAUUCAUGGACCAACGACUUGACAUUCCAAAAGAAACGGAUCUAGAAUGGGUCUCUAUAAUUGAGAGCUGCUGGCAAAGGUGCUCAUCUUCUACGUGUUUCUUUAUCACUUGACCCUAAACACUGACCAACGUUUCUAGAAGCAUCUGCAGAGACUUCAUGCCCAAGCAUCCCGCUUAGCACAAGGCAGUGAAACUACAACGUCGGCACCAGAUAUUUGAAUUCGUGGCGCAACAUCAGCACCAGAAAUGUCUGGUUGGUUUGAUUCAUGGUCAUCAUAUUUCGAGGUUGUGUUUCAACCUCUAGAGCUCAGAUUGGAGCGUAAAACUUGAACUUGACAUGACAUUAUGCUGCUCUUUCCGGUUGGAAGCAAAGCAUCAAACUUUUAUGCUGUAAAGAAGGAAUACACUUAUUUUUUUUCUUUUGUUUUGUCGCCAUUUCCCAGUAAACUUGUUUUUGCUGAACUCUCUCAAUUUAUUGGACUUCAAAUUUAGAUAA
This is a messenger RNA of Papaver somniferum (opium poppy), 2491 nucleotides long. RefSeq lists its product as uncharacterized. Gene Ontology annotation, molecular function: ATP binding; protein kinase activity. NCBI's taxonomy places the organism in Eukaryota, Viridiplantae, Streptophyta, Magnoliopsida, Ranunculales, Papaveraceae. The record is from RefSeq and is a predicted model, not a curated record. Gene Ontology annotation, biological process: regulation of DNA-templated transcription; protein phosphorylation. The coding region runs from base 254 to 2107 and encodes 617 amino acids. The transcript has 15 exons.